AUGCGUAAGAAAUAUCGAACUCAUGAGUCCGUCCCUCCCAACGAAAUCACUUUGGAUAACUACAUUGUCCAUCUUCUUCGAGAGGAAGAGAUGAUCGAAGCUGUCCAAAUGGUCGAUCCUGGAAGUGCUGCAGAGAUGAGUCAAAAGCUGGAAGAAACCCUACAAGAACCAUGGCGCUAUCUCGACGAAUUUGACAAGACACCCGAGGAGAAAAGACUAAAGUCUUUUCAAAGACUCAAGGAAGAGACCGAGGAACUCGAAGCAGUCGACAUCAAAGAGCUUGACGAAGAUGAUGUUUUCAAGGAUGCCUCGCCGCCCCAUCUACCCAGCAAAGACUCUUGCAACGAGGACAACUCCAGCAAUCCCACCACUAUCACGCCGAUCAGAAAAAACGAACACUUCGCCCACCUAGCCAUAACGGCGAAUACACCUGGUCCCAAAAGUUCUACCACAUCAAACAACAAUACAAGUNACGAAGUCAAAGACAAGGAAGUCGCUGCAGACAACUCUUUUGCCGGCUUCGUCAGAUACGGUGUCUCCAAAACUCCGGAGAAUCAGUUCCAUACUCACAAUGUCACGAGAAAGGAGAAUUCGUUGCGUCAUCUGCCUGACGAUCUGGCUUAUCGACCUUUGGAUGCUGCGAGGAUCUUUGCCGAUAUCUCCGAUAAUUGUCUUUGGAAGAUGGCUGCGAAGAGGAUUCGGAUCAUUGUUACGCAGCAUUGA
Messenger RNA from Aureobasidium uvarum, 723 nucleotides. NCBI's taxonomy places the organism in Eukaryota, Fungi, Ascomycota, Dothideomycetes, Dothideales, Saccotheciaceae. The record is from the annotation of a GenBank genome assembly.